AUGGGCCACCUGCUUCAUUGUCAGCACAUAGAUACCUCCAUUCUGUUCCAGAACAUCCCUGGAGAUGCUUCAACAUCAGUGGAAGUCUCCCAUAUUGAGACAGGAACUCUGUUUGCUAAAGACCAGGAAAUACAAGGGGAUUUGGAAGAAUCCGGCUAUCUAGAGGGAUCAGAAUAUUCAUUCCAAACAACUACGGAAGAGCUUGCAGAAAAUCAGAAAGAUAUUCAACUUACUUUACAGGAACCCCAGAAUAAAGAUAACAAGAAGCAGCAACAUGAAAAGAUGCAGGGAGCCUUCAGAGAUAUGAUAACAUCAUCUUUCAUCUCAGACAGUAAAACAGAGAGCAUGGAUGCUAAGUGUCAUAUGGCACAUUUGGAUAUGAAGGGAAGAACCAGUGCUUUGCAGUCAGAAGUAUCCACCGAUGCAGAGGAGCUGGAACAGCUCUGUGGCAAGCAGGUCACAGCAGCUGAUAUUGAGCUUGAGAGGAUGAGGUGGGAUUUUGUGCUGGCUAAACUGAAAUAUGAACAUGAGGAUAAUGAAAAGCAAAGGCUUCAUGAAGAGAGAAUGGAGCAGAUUCAUCAACAGGCAGUAAAAAGAUCAUGUAGCCGAGGACUCCGUGAUCUACUCCGGCCCUCAAACCAGUAUGCCUUGUUCCUAUACUGCUUCAUCAUUAUUCAUGUUAUUUAUACAGUAAAGGAGCUGGCCUUCUACUUUUUCCACACCCAUUACCUGUUCUGUUUUGCUAUUGUGCUCUUUUUCAUCCUCAAAAAGAGUUUCCAGGAUUACAAAAAUAAGAAAAAAUGUUCUUAAAAGAGGCAUAAUAUUGCACACUUUUUGCCCCUAUUUUCACUGCUUUUUAUUAUCUUUUCCUCACUACACCAAUCAUACAUGCAGGAUUUCAGUGACUGUUAUAUGCACAGUAGCCUAAUUACGGAAAUCUAACUGAUUUCCUCAAGAAAAUUGUGACUUAAUGACAUCAUUUGGCUUCAUGUGGUCUUACCAACUUAUUUGGCAUC
Molecule: messenger RNA, 1016 nt
Organism: Phalacrocorax carbo (great cormorant)
Lineage: Eukaryota; Metazoa; Chordata; Aves; Suliformes; Phalacrocoracidae
Source: RefSeq, a predicted model, not a curated record